GUUGAACGUGCCGAACGAUAAAUCGCCCUCCCGUGCCUUCUUCUUCGCGGUCGCCUUCACGCCCGCUGCGAUCUCCUGUCGCUCUCGGUCCGCCUCGCGCUGGGGGGGUGUUUUCUUCCGUUUAAUCCGAGCGGCGAGUUUCUUCGCAUCGAUCCAUCUUUGCAGGGCUCGGUGCUUGCCUGUGGUGUUUGGACGAGGAGGGUGCAGCACUUCCCCCCCGCGUCGCCCGCGGUUAUCUCCCUUCUCCCGCGAACGGUGCUUACUCGCGUGGUUUUUACGAAUCUCUCUGCUCCUCCAGCUUCGUGGGCCACGUUUUCCGCGACGGUGGUUACCAGGUGCAGUUUGCCGCUUUGCAUUGCUGCCGCGGGGACAAGGUCCACAUACACCUCUCGCCACUACCACCGUCUGUGCAUCCUCACCGCCACGCUGAGCCAGCGCGGCGGUGAGUUGCACUUUGGGACACCACCCGCCUACUAUCUGUUGUGGCCUGGUUCGCCCGCGAGGGACACACUAGGUCGAUUUCGGCCCCGGCCGGGGAGUAGUGUGUGGGCGUGUAGUUCAGUUGUGAACACGCGAACGUGCUGCAGGGAUUGUAGGUGUACCUCCUCGGGCUUACGUACCCUUUUCUUGCUAAUAGUGUGUGUGUUCCUUUGAACUUCUGAUGGCUCUAGCAUUUUUGCGACCACGGACCGAGUCUUUGCUAGAUUUUGGGAUUGGCAACUGACACGAACAACAACAACAACAACAACAACAACAACAAGGUGAGGGUAAAAUAUUUCGGGUUGAAUACAGGAACGCCCGUUCACGGUCAGCGCCGCCGGCCAGACGCACAAGCAGACAGAUCGGUUUGUGUACCUCGGACGUACCAUCUCCGCGGACGGGAAGGCCGACGUGAGAUCACAACCCGCAGCUGCCGAGCGUGGAAGUGCUACCGCCGGAACAGUGCUUCGAUGUACGACAGGCGACGGGCCAACCGCCAGCUCAAGAUCCGGCUACUCCAGGCUGAAGUGGUGGAGACUCUCCUAUAUGGGUGCGCCUCGUGGAGCCUAACAGCGGAGCACUACACGAAGCUCAAUGGGACCCACCGCCAGUUCCUUACACGGUGCAUCGGCUGGAGCAAGCGGAAACGCUCAGACCACCCCCUGUCCUAUGCCCAGGCCCUCAUCCAGGCAGGCUGCGAGGAAACCAUCGAGGACACCGUGCCCAAGCGGAGACUUGAACUGCUGCAACAACAGCAGUACCAGCAUCAACAGCUCCACCCCUACACCCACCAGCAAUACUUCCAGCCCUCGUCGGCCGCGCCCCAGGGAUACCAACAACUCGCGGGCACCCUAGGGGCGGCACCCGUCUACAAUGCCCACCGGUUCAAAGAGGCUCAAAAGCUGGAGGGUCGCACGUGGGAAAAAGAUGGCCAAGCGGUCUUGUUCCUGCUGCGAGGUGCUACCUUCUCACCGGUGCUCAUGACGGCGAGCGACGUCGACCUAAUAAUACGAGAGGUGGCCCAUCCGCAUCCGGGGUUGCACUCGCUGCUUACUCUCGGCUCCGUCGACAUCGCGGCGUUUUCGCCGCCGCGGCCCGCGGGCGUCGCGGCGGUGACCCGCACGUUCGACGUGCAUUUCUACGUUUUCGUCUCAGUCCCGAAACUCUUCAUCGAGGACGGCAUGCAGGGCGCCCCGCAAGCAGGACGCGACCGAGUUGGCCUGUUCUUCAGGGAACUCCAGCGGAUGUCGGAGGACCUCCGCCGCUACAUUUCGCGCCACUGUGCGGAAUUGAAGGGCCGCAAGGCCGACGUCUUCGCUCGCUUUAGGCAAGACGCUAACUCGGACUGGGCCGACUUCAUCAGCCGCGUGACCACCGAGGCCAGGUCGCUUCGGCAGAGCAACACUCUCGCCCCGCCGCCCCCCAACACGAUGGGGGCCAUCCAGGUACCGCAGUUUAAGAGGACACUAUUCCUGAUCUCGGAGGGUUCGGCCCACUCGAUGGCGGGCCUCAUGCAGGGGGCCCUAGCACGCCAGCAGCAGCAGCAGCAGCCGAAAGCGGCCACCACGAGCAACAAGCGCAAGGCCGCGUCACAGGCCACGGAGGCGGAAAUGGAUGCGGCCGCGGAGGUGGAGGAGGAGGGGGCGCGGGAGGAGGCCGUGGCGGUACUCAACCGCGACGGUGCGGGCCCCACUUCCUUGAGGUAG
Molecule: messenger RNA, 2186 nt
Organism: Ectocarpus sp. CCAP 1310/34
Lineage: Eukaryota; Phaeophyceae; Ectocarpales; Ectocarpaceae
Source: the annotation of a GenBank genome assembly